Anisakis simplex (herring worm) is the source of this 411-nucleotide messenger RNA. The record is from the annotation of a GenBank genome assembly. Lineage: Eukaryota; Metazoa; Nematoda; Chromadorea; Rhabditida; Anisakidae.
AUGGCAAUACUUCAACUUCACUUUGUUGCCUCAUACAUGUCCGAUGAGCUGGUGGCUGGUUUCACGACUGGUGCUGCGUUCCAUGUUGCAGCUUCACAGUUACCGAAACUAUUCGGCUUGAAAAUUCCAUCGCAUCAGGGAUUAUUCAAACUGUUCUAUGUUCUCCGCGAUGUGAUAUUAUCAUUACCAAAAAUGAAUAUUGCCGAUUUGGUGACUUCAGUUAUAUGCAUUGCAUUCUUACAUAUUGGUAAAUGGUACAUAAAUCCAAUCGUGAGACGACGCAUCUCCAUACCCGUUCCCUUCGAACUGAUCGCUGUAUGUUCAUGUCGCACUCGUUAUUUUGAAACUAUUCCCGAAGAAUUCUCAAAACAAGAUUUCACAUUACACUCAGUGAAACUUACAAUAUUUUGA